AUGCACGAGAUUGUUCAUAUAAGUUUUGGGCACAGUAGCGCGUAUUCUACGACACAUUAUUUCAAUCAGCAAGAGCAUUACUUCAAUCAGGCUGACUGUGAUACACACAACAUUGAUCACGAUUCUAGCUAUAGAAUUGGUGAGGGCUACGACGGCUCACAAACAUAUACUCCCCGUCUUCUUCUUUACGAUUUGAAGUCAAACUUUGGCAGUAUAAAGAAGAUAAACGAGCUUUAUCAAAAACCUACAAGUUAUGACGACAGCAAGAUAGAUACUCUUUCUGGCUUGAAUAUCGAAUAUCAGACACAACAGCCUCAGCGUACACGCUACCAGGCUGAGCUGGAAAGCGGUAAAGAGCCUUCACCGCCUACUUCAGACGAGGUAGCUUCUUGGACAGAUUUUAAUCGCUCGUACUUCCAUCCACGCUCUAUUCAUCAGAUAAGCGGUUAUGUUCAGUGCGGUACUGGUACUGAUGGUGUUGCUGGGUUCGAUGGCUGGGAACUGGGACAAGAUGUAUACAAGGAAUAUGAAAAAGAGUUCAACUCUCUCGAUGAAGAUCUCAGACACUUUGCAGAAGAAUGUGAUUUGCUGCAGGGAUUUCAUGUCAAUGCCGAUGUCAGCGAUGCUUGGAGUGGUUUCUCUGUCGCUUACCUCGAGGAUGUCAGAGAGACUUAUACCAAGACACCAAUCGUCGUCAACGCACACGAAAGAGAUCAUCUCUUUAGCUGGAAGCAGUCGCUUAAGAAUAAGGUUGAGAGUGAAAACAAGGAUGUGGAGAAAGACACCCGGCACCCACUUUCCAAUACAAUCCUUAUGAAUGAGCUCUUGUCUCUUUCAAAGUUGGAGAGCGUUUCUGAUUUGGUCGUGCCUUUGUCCUGUCCAACUAAAUGGAACGAGAAUAAUACUGAUUCUAAGAUGAACUCACUUUUCAUUUCGUCAUCUAUACUCAGCCCCCACUUAGACGCAAUUUGCCUGCCUUUCAAGCUUUAUAAUGGUGGUGCAAACAUGCAGCAGCUAACCUCACAGCUGAACUGGAGAAACGGGACAAAGAUCGCCACUCUUACCGGUGGUGUGGGUGAUGUCGUCAACCAGUUCGAUUAUAGUGGGAUGGAAAGCAGUAUCAAGGAGAGAGAUGUUUUCGCUGAGGUGCAGGUGGUCAGACCACCUUACAAGCCAAGUCGGGAUGGACUUGAAGAUGCGCUUGACAGCAGGACAAAGCUCAAGUAUCCCCUCUUAUCAAGGCACUGGAUAGACAGCCCAGCGUACAAGCCACACCCCUCUCAUCCUGCUGGAAUGUAUGAGGAUGAUGAAAUCAGCACACUCAGCAGUCUGACAACAUCUGAUGCUGUAAGGUCCAAGUUGGAAGAAUUUGGUAAGGUUUCAGAGAGUUUUCCCUUUAAGUACGGUGGGAUGGGUAGUGGAUACAGCAGGGAUGAAAUGGUAGAAAUUGGAGAAUCUUACUGGAAGAUGCACUCGGCGUAUAAUUCGGACCCACAGUUCGGUGACAUAGAUAUUAAUGAUUCUGAGGGCUCUGAAGCAACAGCAAGAUCAAUUUCAAUGUCAAACGUUAUCAAAUCAGAAUUCAGAGAGGAGAAGGAUACAUUUGGUCCAUUGCGUGUACCUUGUGAUCGCUACUGGGGUGCACAAACCCAGCGUUCGCUCCAAAACUUUGAAAUUGGUGGCGAGCAAGCUAAAAUGCCUGUUCCACUGACCAGAGCAUUUGGUAUCUUAAAGAAAGCUGCUGCAGCUGUAAACAUUACCUACGGUCUGGAUGAAAAGAUCGGCAAAGCUAUAAUGGAAGCAGCCGAUGAAGUUGCCACUGGAAAGCUUGAUGGUCAUUUCCCACUUGUCGUUUUCCAGACUGGAUCAGGUACACAGACUAAUAUGAACUCAAACGAAGUUAUUAGCAACCGUGCAAUUGAAAUUUUAGGUGGAAAGCUCGGAUCUAAGAACCCAGUUCAUCCUAAUGAUCACGUCAACAUGUCUCAAUCAUCUAACGACACUUUCCCAACCGCUAUGCACGUAGCAGCAGUACUCGAACUUAACAACUCAUUACUUCCAAAUCUCACCACUUUGAGAAACGCAUUGGCUGAUAAGGCGGAGAGCUGGUCUAAUAUCAUCAAAAUUGGUAGAACUCACCUUCAAGAUGCCACCCCACUCACCCUUGGCCAAGAAUUCGGCGGCUAUGCUCAGCAGCUCACUUACGGUAUCGAUCGUGUAGAAGCUGUCAUCCCUAGACUCAGCUUGCUCGCUCAAGGUGGUACUGCUGUUGGUACUGGUUUAAACACCCGCAAAGGCUUCGAUGUUAAGAUCGCUGAGGAGAUUACUAAAAUUACCGGAGUGCAAUUCAAGACUGCACCAAACAAGUUCGAAGCUUUGGCAGCUCACGAUGCAGUCGUUGAGGCAUCUGGUGCGCUCAACACUCUGGCAGCAUCUCUCUUCAAGAUUGCACAAGACAUCAGAUUCUUAGGCUCAGGCCCAAGAUGUGGUUUGGCCGAGUUGGCUCUCCCAGAGAACGAGCCAGGCUCUUCAAUCAUGCCUGGAAAGGUUAACCCAACACAAUGUGAAUCACUCACUAUGCUCUGUGCUCAAGUAUUCGGUAACAACACAGCUAUUUCAUUUGCUGGCUCACAGGGUAACUUUGAAUUGAAUGUAUUCAAGCCAGUUCUCAUCUCCAACUUACUCACAUCGAUAAGAUUGUUGGCGGAUGGCUGCAGAUCGUUCACUAACAACUGCGUCGUUGGGAUUGAACCAAAUGAAACAAAGAUCAAGGCUAUCAUGAACGAGAGUCUUAUGUUGGCAACAUGUCUUAACGCUGACCUUGGUUACGACAACGUUGCGAAAGCAGCCAAGAAAGCACACAGUGAAGGAUUGACACUGAAGGAAUCAGUUCUUCAACUUGGGUUGCUCACCGCUGAACGCUUUGACGAACUCGUCAGACCAGAGUUGAUGAUUUCACCAAAGGAAUAA
This is a messenger RNA of Wallemia ichthyophaga EXF-994, 2970 nucleotides long. RefSeq lists its product as uncharacterized. NCBI's taxonomy places the organism in Eukaryota, Fungi, Basidiomycota, Wallemiomycetes, Wallemiales, Wallemiaceae. The transcript has 10 exons. The record is from RefSeq and is a predicted model, not a curated record. Bases 1 to 2970 code for a protein of 989 amino acids. Gene Ontology annotation, cellular component: mitochondrion; tricarboxylic acid cycle heteromeric enzyme complex. Gene Ontology annotation, molecular function: fumarate hydratase activity. Gene Ontology annotation, biological process: tricarboxylic acid cycle; malate metabolic process; fumarate metabolic process.